Molecule: messenger RNA, 16271 nt
Organism: Gallus gallus (chicken)
Lineage: Eukaryota; Metazoa; Chordata; Aves; Galliformes; Phasianidae
Gene: ADD1
Product: adducin 1
Exons: 17
Coding region: 11639-14218 (859 amino acids)
Biological process (GO): positive regulation of establishment of endothelial barrier; positive regulation of adherens junction organization; barbed-end actin filament capping
Cellular component (GO): cytoskeleton; postsynaptic density; plasma membrane
Molecular function (GO): actin filament binding
Source: RefSeq, a predicted model, not a curated record
GAAAGCCAGAAGUGGUGAACAGAAGGCUGGGAAGCGUGGUUAAAAUCUGAAUGUCAGCCAGAAAAGCUGGACUCUAGGCAGUCUUGCAAAUUAUGAGGGCAGCCUUAUUAAUGUAACAUUCUGGCUGGUGGAAAAGUUGCCUGGGGCAGAGUCUUUAUGGGUCAAUACGUGCCACUGAAGUGGGGAGACAGCCCUCUGGGCCACAAGCACAGCUCCCAGCAUCAAAAAGAAACCUUUGUAGCUGCAUUCUUACGUGGUUUGGAUUCCUUUCUAAUGUGAGUGGGCUAGUGAACUGGAAUAGCUGGUCUCCCAGAAAGACUGAGACUAGUGUCUUUCUCAUCCUUUCUUUUGCUCAUUAACGUACUUCUUUCUUGAUGCUGGAAUAGUGUCCAUCACUAAUUAUUUAUAUAAGCAUUGAUUAGUCACCCCAAAAUAUGAAGAAUGCUAAAGAUUGCAUAAAGAAAAGAGAUGAAAGUAAUUAGUUACUUAUAAACACAAAUCCAGGAUAUCCUAAUGUCACCUUUUUAAAGAGCUUAUUUCUGCAUUCCCAGGUUCACAGGGCAUUAAGUCAUUACUGUGUGCACAUAUGUUGUUGAAAUACAUAGGUGACUUACAGAACUAACAUAUUUGGAAAUUCAUGACACCACCAUGCCUUAGAGGUACAUGGUAUUGCUCACUUUCAGUAGUGUAGUUACUGGAGGCACUUAAUUAAAAACGAGGCAGAUUUUUAAUGCAUCCCGUCCUUUGCAGACCUUUAAUUAGUGCUGGAAGCCCUCUUUGUUAAACAGAGUAUCAUUUGGGAUAUUGUGACUUCGGAUACAUCAGUUACUGGUUUGAAGCUGUGUCCUAAUGAUCAGAUAUUAACAGCAGAAGGAAUAGGCAAGGUUGUUCAAUCUGUAUUUAUUUGUGACUUCUUGUCUACAAUUUCUACUUGUUUAGCUUAGUCUUUAAUCUGAUAUGUUAAACGUUAAUGAAUGAGAUAAAUUUAGAGUUAUUUCAUUUGGCUGACACUAAAUCUAUUCUAGCAAAGAUCUGAUGAACUGAAUGUGUAAUCUGGUAAUCCCUUCCCUCCACCCUCCCCUGUUGCUAUAGUAAUCCUAUAUUUGAACCUUAUUGCUGCACUUUUUAUUUAAACUGAGCUUACUGAUAGCUGCAGUACAAUGUGUUCUCAAACCAAAUAUUGAUAAUGAAGGCUGUUUGUUUCUUAAAUUUAGAUUCAAUAUCAGAGAUAAAAGACAAAUUAAGUAUCCUUAAGUUGUUUUCUUUUGUUGUGGCUCUGGGGAGACCUCAUGGCAUUAAUGUUUUCCUUCAUGUUACAAGCAGGCAUCUUUGGGGAGUGGGCAAACAAAUAAAGACCCAACUAAACCAACCAACCAACCAACAACAGCAACAAAAUAAUAAAGAAAAAAAAUAAACCCCAAAAAAUCAAACCCAUCUCUGAGCGUCUCAGAAAGUUGUUAAUAAUCGCAGUUACAGGAGGGGACACUCAGAGUGCAAAGGCCAGAACUUGGUUUAGCAUCCAAAUGUUCUUGCAAUUCCAGCUCGGCAGCAAUGCUCAGGGCUUAUUAGAUGAGGCGCUUUCAGCCACUUUUGGCAUUGCUGGACUCCCGAUGCAGCAAAACGUGCAGAUAAUUCUGGCAAGUGAAUAAAAUAGUUGUUCUCUUACCAAAUCUUACUUUUUACUCUACAGAAAUAUGACUUCUUUUCCUAGUGGAAAUGCAAGAGCUAAUGAGGUUAAUAGCAAAUUGAAUAAGAACAUGAGGAAUAAGCAGAAAAGUGAAAAAGACCGAUCUGUCUUGUCAGGAAGCAUGGAGACAAUGAAAGAAGGCUAAAAAUAGUCUAAAUAUGGGUGAAGAACUACAGGGAAGGUUUCCCUGUCUCUAGAGAUGGAGCAUCUGCCACCUCUCUGGGCAGCCUGUUCCCGUGCUGCUCUACCCUUACAUCGUAAAAACAACCAAACAAAAAAAAACCUUUUCCUGAUAUCCCAUCUAAAUCUCCCCUCUCUUAGUUUGAAGCCGUUUCCCCUUGUCCUAUCACAACAGACCGCGCUAAGGAGUCUAUUCCCUUCUUUCUUACAGCCCCCCCUUUACAUACUGAAGGGCUGCUCUCACAUCUCCCCGGAGUGUAAUAGAGUUCUAUUGGAAAACUAGAGUGAUGUUUAUGUGAAAAAUCAUUUAUGAUGGUGUCAGGAUUUGCUAAGUACGGAUUGAACUGGAUGACCAGAAGAUAACGUAUGGCAAGUAUGGUGGUAGUGGAGUUUGUCAAGGAUCAGCUCCAACUCUUAGUUUUUUCAUUAAUCAUUGAUGCAUUCCUACCAAUGCCAUCAGGUGCCACCAAUACAAAGGUUUUGCACAGAGGGAAUUGAGACCUGGGGACAUGAGUAGCAGAGAGCAUUACCUAAAUUCUUCUCAACCAUCAUCGAAGGGAGAAAAAUGAGAAUUUAGAGUGGAAGAGGGUCUGUUUCCUGGAGUGACUGAGGGAAUCAAGAAUGAUCUUCAUAAGGGUGCCUAAAAGCAUGUCUUUUUUAAACCUGAAAAACAGCGCAUGAAGAGGUUAUUCUCCAUGAAAAUGAGUGAAAUAACACAGGUGGGUAAAAUGAGCUUCUUAAGCUGAAGGUAUGAGAACAAAUGGGUACAAACUGUCCAAGAAUAAACCAAGUCUGGAAAUUAGAAAAGAUGGUUCCUAAGCAACAGAGGCAGAAGAGCCUGCGGCAUCCUUCCCUUAGGAGUAGUGGCAUACAACUGUCUUUAAGAUGGAGCUAGUUAGCUUAUGUAAGGGGAGGAGGGGGUGUAACAUCUGAAUAUUCCUCUGGUUCCAUGGUUCCUGUCCUUUCAGUCACUGCAACAGUUCCUUGACCAGAGACUGUAGGUGCAUUGGAGAGCUAUUUCUUGGGCUGAUAGAACAGUUGCAUUCUGAUGUAUGUAAAUGCUUAUAUCAAGGGAUAAAAGAUGCGUAGGCAAGUAGGAGGCUUUAAAGGCUGCUGUUUUAUGUAACGCAGUACGUUGUAUCUCAUGUAGUGGAUAUACGCUAUGAAAUUCAUAUUUUCACUCUAAAACCCAAAGUCAACACAGUAUAAACAGACUUCAUAAAGAGCCCUGAGGUGGCGAAACCUUGUAUGUAUAUUGUGAGAUAUUGAGCUGCUGUUCCUGGGGGUUGCCAGUAUGUGAACUAAGACUGUCUGUGUCAUAAGCUAGCAAGAGACACUCCUGUACCCUGCACAGUGUAAGACUGGUGGUUUUGCAGAAGGCUUGCAAAGAAAAGAGUUGUGCUGCCUUCUCCCUGCUUAACGGAAAGAUACUUAUCUGCAGACUGGGGAAUUAAUGGUGCCCGAGGUCACAAUAUCUUUAUAAGUUGUGCAGUCAUUAUGACACACUGAAUCACGCUUUAAUUCCUGCUGAGGUAUUUCAAACCCUGGGGAGGACUUGUAAAUGCUCAUAGAUACCAUUGUUUUGCCUGUAUCAAUAGUGUACAAUAUUGGAUGUGAACAGAAACAGAGGUAGAAAUAUAGCAUCUGCUUUACAUUCUUCUACUCUGAAUAUUUUCUGUAAAUGUUUUUGUAUAAGGCUUCAUUUUUGGAAGGAAGUUCAGGCAUGGAAAGUAGUUUGGUUAGGGCAGGAUAGAAGUGUGAUGGUGUUUGAAAGGUUCCUUCCUGACUGUGCUUAAUGUGUGUUAUUGACUUCCCUUCAGCUGUCAGUUGAAUUUCCUGUUAAUUUUAGGUAGAAGUAAUUUGCAGAGCAGUGUCCAGCAAGUGACCUGUGUGUGCUUUUAGUGGGAUUGUUAUUCAUAAGCUCCAUGUAUUUUCAUGUUUUAUGAACAAAUAUAUAAAACUGAGUACUUGAUCUUAGUCCUUCAGAUUGCUUCAAAUAAUUUCUUAGCCAUAACGCCAAAGGCUUAAAUGGCACUUUGCACAUACUUAAAUCUUAAUGUUAGCCAAGUUACGUUCCAGGAAUGGAACUUGAUGGGAAAAGUGCUUGACAGCCUAUAUUUCAAAAGUAAGUACUACUUUAAAGGUUAAAAGUCCUAUGUAAGGCUACAACUGUUUGGCAGUGGUAUCCAGUGAGUAGAUGACUGUGCAGAUACACUGCAGCUCUUUCAACAAGGAGGACAUAUUGCUGUUUUGAAAGAACAUUGUAACCUGUGAGCACUAAGAUGACUGUAGAAGCUGAAUGUCUUGACAUUUUGUUCUCAAAGUAUGUUUUAGCUCAUCUAGGAUUAGAGAUUCUUAUGUACAUGGGACAAAUUUGUAAUAUAUAGGGUGCAGUGGCCGGAUAAUGGGCUGUUCAGUUUUUAUUACCAUUAAUUUCUUCUAAAACUGUUAGUAGAGAUCUAAAGCACUGAAACAAAUGACAUUUCAGGUGAUGGUAUUGUAUAGGUCAUUGGAAAAGAGCACGGAAAUAGGGUCUGACGCAGAGGAAGAUCAAGGAUAGUGAUGAUAACUUUCAUAAAUCAGAAUAAUUAAUUGAGAUUGGUGUGUACAUCUUCAUAAAGCCAUCUGAUUUUUGUGGCCUUCUUUAAGGUGCCUGAAGUUAAAGGGCAGAAAACAUUUAAGCAUUUCCCAUUCCUUUGUUAGCUGAUAGACCUCUGAAAUUCUGCGCUGAGUUCAGGAACAAAUAGGAAAGCAAAGAGCGGACAAAUACAAAUCAGGAGAGGUUGGUUUCGUUCAGGGAAGAGAGAUGAGAAAAAUAGAUUGAAAUAGAAGAACAAAAUAAAGUGAUACCAUAAGGGCAGGAACAGCCUUAAAAGUCUGGAUUACAUUACAUAGAGGAUUUUCACUGGGAUUUUUACACAGAAUAUAUCUCAGACACACCGUUUUUGUUAAGUCAUGCACUGUAUUAGCCCAUGGGACCUACAGCAUUGCAGUGUUACGUUCAAGAGUUUAACUCAGUGUAAAGAUUACACUCUUUAUAUCAGUCAUACGAGGAAUGUUAUAGUGUGUGUAAUUUUUUUUAACAGUCUGAAGUAGUACACCAAAUCUCUGCAGAUGUGUGUGUUAGUGCUGGUCUUCAAACUGUGCAGCACUGGCCGUAUUUAUGGGAAUGUUUGAAAAGUUAAGCCACUACUUUGGCUAUUUGGCAAUUUCUGUCCACUCAGGCAAACACUAAAACUUAGUCCAUAAAACCCCAAAUGGUGUUUACUCUGGCAACCACAGAAACCAUCUCUUCCUCAUGAAGUCAGUGCAGUUGGAAGUAAUAGUAGGCAGCUGGCUAAGUAAGUGAUGGACUUAAUACUUGAACACUAGAAAUGGCAGGCUUUUGUUUAGUUAUUAACAAAACCAAAAUAAAUCUGAAGCAAAUAACUUCUUGGGCUGAAGGUAGCUGAAGUUAAGUGGCCUGUACAAAGUGCAUCCCUUGCAGGGGAGGCUUCUGGGAGAGAUGUGAUUGUACAUCCUGGGGUCUUGGUACAGAUAGAAGGGUAACAGUUUAACAUUAAAAUGGCAUAGUAAGUAUAAUUUAUUGCAUGUCUCUAUAGACAGUAACAUAGAGUGGCAGUAGGGCUUCUAGAAAGAGUUCCUUUGACAACUUCAGAGCAGAUGGUCAUUGUCUGACUCCCAACAGGUUUGACACGACUCUUUAUCCUUCAUGUUCAGUAAUUUAACAUAGAUUUCUAAGACAGUAAGCACAGCACUGGCUAGUGUGAUUUUUAGAACACAGUGGAUUCGAGAAAUGUUUGGACAAUGCUCUCAAACACAGAGUUUGAAUCCUGGGUGGUCCUGUGUGGAGCCAGGAGCUCUGAUCCUCAUGGGUCCCUUCCAACUUGGGAUGUCCUAUGGUUCUUUCUCUGAUUUCUGGUUACUGCUUGGCAAAAACAAGCAGAUGUGAGACAGGAGUUCUUAUCACACUUUCAGAAGUCUUCUGUGUAUUAGUGGUCAUAGCAGCAGUGCUGAAAGAUGCACAACUUUUUUCCAUGGAUGGAAGUCACUUGGAUAGGGGUCUGAAUAAUAAUCAGCAGUAAAGGCAAUGUGAGUCAGUGGAGUUGGUUUUAGGCAACCAAAAAUAAGACAUGUAGAAAGUUUUUUUUAACAUGUAAUCUUCAAAUACCUGUUGUCUACAACAAUCCCAGCCUGAAGAUGUUAGUCUUUAAGGAUGGAUAGCAUUUAGUUUGAUCUACAAGCAGUGUCAAACAGGAGCUUUCCCUGUUUUGUGUUGGGACUUGAAUUCUGCAAAUGCAAAAUGCAUUUCUCAUAUUUUUUUUCUUCACUUGACAGUGAUAGGCUCAGGUGGAAGGCCCGAGUUUGCAUAAUGCUGCUCUGUGAAGCCGUAUUUGCUUGUGCAAUAGUUGCCUGACAGGGGAGAUGGCAUCAUCAGGAAGGCUGUUUCCUCGUGGUGUUUCAUCUCUUGCCGUGUGGGUGUGUUUGACCCCUGAGGUUUACCCAGAAGUAGGAAACACGACUGCAUAACUUUGGAGUUGGGCACAUGUUCACGCUCCCCUAGGUAAAAGAAAAACAGAAAUGAGUCGCUCCUAAAAUAGAAUUCAUUGGGGCAUUUUGACAUGUUGUUUCCUCCUAUGGAACAGAUGACAAUCUAAUGCAGGCAAAUGAGUUCCAGUAAUAUUUUUAUGCAUAGUUAAUGUCUUUCAUCUUUAGAUUAAAGCUAAGGCUGCUCCAAGAGAGCGAAAGCAACACGCUCUUGGAUUUGGGAACUGUGGAAUGUGAUGAACUUUGUCUUGCAGUCACUUCUAAGACCUCUUUGAAGAUGGUGUUAAUGUCCUUCAUGUAGGACGUGUGUACUGGACAGCGCUCAGAAACUUUCAGUGUAGGGUUGAAGAAGAGCAGUGCAAGCCAUGUUAUCUUCCUGUGCUUCCCCAUUUACGUGAAGGAAUCAGAAAUGCCUGAUUCACCACCUCCUAAAGGAGGUGUUUUGGAUUUAAAUAAGCUGGGCUGUUAGCUGACUUGGAAAUAGGAUGAUGAUGCAUACUAAAGGUUUGCAUUUGGAUCAGUUUUCAUUUGCAAGUGCAGUGAAAGUCUCACAGGGAAGAUGUACUUCAAAAUUCAUCUUUAGGUUUGCCUUCCCCAGGUUUCCUACAUGGGUUAGAAAGAUACAGCAAGAUACUUAGUUUCUUGAUACAUUUUUAAGUGUGUCAGAUUGUAUCUCAUUGAUGUGUAGUAACUGAAACAAAGAUACUUAUUUCCUUCUGAGUGUAGGAUUUUAACAUUCUGUCCAAUUUUACUACAUCAAGAAAUUAAUUUGAUAUUGGAUCUUACUAGGAUUUCUGUCCUUUCCUCUCUCUCCCUUCAAAAUUAGGAAGCAGUUUAAAACCACUGGGGAGUGCCACCUACAAAAGCCUCAGGUAAACAUGAAUGAGAUACUCAUGAAAAAUUCAGAAUCCCUACCAUCUUCACCUGCCUGAUCUAAGCCUGCAUGAGAUCUCCAGUCUCUGUAUUAGCAUCAACCUCAUUUAUGUACCCUAAUUCUCUCUUCUAGCUCCGGCUGGUAGCACACCCAUCAGCAAUGCAUGUGCUGCUUCUGUAUCAAGCCUGCUGGUCCCAGCAUCAUUUCGGCACGCUCUCUAAUCACUGCAGCAAUUCCUGAGUCACUUGCAUUCUCUGUCAGAAUGUAAUGGCUGGGGUUCAUGCAUCCAGUCACCAUGCAUAUUCAGGUAGUUCCUUCUCAAAGAUCUCAACCUGCCAGUCUCAUGACGUAGGAUUACUUCUUCUUGGGAGCAUUUGUUGCAGGAUCUCAGGAUCUUCAAAGGUACAUUAAGCAUGAUGUCAGGCUUGCUGCUGCUUGCUGGCUCACAGCUCUGUUGCCAGGUGGUGGUACACUGUUACUUGGCCUCUUGGUCCUUCUUUGUGUGAUUUCAUGAACUGCCAGAGCAGCUAUACUAAUUGCCUAUAACUUUCUUAAUGUUACUUUUUUUGUUGUUGUUGUUAGUGUUCAUUACUUAAUUGUAAAUAGCAAUGAAUGUUACCAGAACCUAUUUCAGAUCUACCGGGUCGUUGUUCAGCAAAUCCAUCAACACAAAUGGGAUACUGUAAAACAAAGACAGUGUUCUAGUGUACCUCAAUUUUGGAUAUAGGUUGCAUAUUGAAGGAUAAGCUCUUAGUAGGAAAAAAAAGUCUGAAUAUCAUAGAAUCACAGAUUCUAUGAUACUCAGAGUAUAUGUCAAAUUCUCUGCACAUUUAAUUAGCUCUGUGGCGCAGUUGGUAGAUCUGGAAGUUAGAUUCUGCCCUUCUGUCCCCCCAAGUCCAUGCAGCUCCUCUAGAGGAGGAGACAGAACAACAGACGUAUUAGCAAAUGGGAUUUCUUAGCAUAAAAUACACUGUUCUUUGUUGUAGUAAAUAGGGACUGUGCUAAUACUUGGUUUCAGCCUAGAAAGCAAAACUGAUAUGCUUAUGGGAUUUCAGCUUGGCCUUGCUUUAAUAAGAACCUCUUGUCUCUAAAUCAGGAUGUAAGAGCUUAUGUAAGACCUGUCAGUGAGGCUUAAUAAUUUCUGAUGAAUGAAGAAGUCGAACUUAGAAUUUUUUAGUUCUUUUUGAGGAACCUUUUUAUAAGUCUCUAAGUUCAGUGUGUCUAUACAGUCUAUACAGUUAUAACUGUAAAACAACCUACUAGCUCAUGUGCUUGAUUUUUCUAAAGUGAAGUCCUGGCUGUGGUAAGUCUAGGGCUGUCUUUGUGUAACUGAGGGAGGUGACUACCUAUUGUUUUCUCUCCCAUAAAUAAGAGAAAAUGGAAUCUAACUUUUCUGUUAGAAGUGAUUAUUGCAGAACAGUUCAAAAAGCUAAAUGCCGUUCUGUUGGUUGCCAGCACAGUUCUCAAAUCUCAUUCCUCACUAUUCAGUCUCUGCAAAAAUAACUGGAUCCUGCCCAAAAAGGGGCCACUUAGCCUGCACUGCUGCAUUUCAGCCAGUCCUUUAUGCAUCAUAUAUCUAACGUUUCAGGCACUGAAAUUUAUUGUCCUUUUAAAAUGUCAGGGAAGUACUUAUGUUCCUGUUCAAAAAUGGGUUUUGAAUUUCUUUGUCAUCUGGAAGAGCUUUUGUUAUUCACAGUGCCUUUGGAAAGCACAGGUUCUGGGUGGCAUCAACAGUGGUGGGGAUGUUCACAGUCAUUUAAUUUUUUAAAGCACAAUUGUUUUCAUAGACAUGAUAACAUUGGGUGUGUGGGUGGGGCUUUUUGGUUGGUAUUUUCUUUUUCCCCAGGACACUGAUCUGGCAUACCCAUUUGUUUCCAAUAAACAUUUUAAAAUAGGUAGAUUUUCAUGUCUGAUUUUGAAACGUCCAGCCUCCUUUACUUAAAACCAAUGUAGUACUGUUAGGGUUUUACGUAUUUUCUAUAUAGGGAAAGUGAGGAGGUGCUACUGUCAUCGUACUGCACGGCAGAGGGGUCUUGUUAAUUCUGGAUGUUUUGCUGAAACCUGAGGUCACAGAACAUCAUGAAGGAAGAAGAAAGGUACUCUUCCUCAAUCUUUGGUCUUUGCACCAAGCCCACUGUUAUUUAAGGAACCUGUAACUUGUACAGUCAUGCAUUCAAAUAAGCGCAAGAGGCUUCUGCUUUAUGGUUCUGCCUAAAGCUGCUUAUGAGCUCCCUGGUUCUCAUGCAGUGCUGCAGCCUCUGUUCUGCAGUGGGGAAGAACCCUCACUGUUCCUCUUCACCUGGUGUGUUAGAAGAGCCCUCAAGUUAUUGAUGGACAGUAGUAGAACCCUGUCCUCCAUACUGGGUCUGAAGCCACCUGCACAGUGACUGCGUGUCUCCUUGGGCCUGCAGUUCUGUGAGGCAGCAGCAGGCUGCCCUUGGGUGAGUGCCACCUCUGUGUAAGCAGAUGGCUUUCUUUCCAAGGGACUGCCUGCAAUACCACUGAGCAAUUUGGGGUCUUUCAUGUCUUCAAAUCUGUUGUUUCGUAGGAAAACUGGAUUUCAGGUGUGUGCAUAUUAAAACUGUAGAUUGAUUUAUUUUUUUGUUCUAAUCCAACUUAUUACAUUGGCAAAUUAAAUAUCUGGUUUUACUUCAGCCAGCUUGGGCUCUUCUCUUGAUAAAUUGGAUGUCAGAGGGAAGUUGUUUACAGAGAGAGUACUGAGGUGCUGGCACAGGCUGCCCAGACAGGCUGUGGAUUCUCCAUCCCUUGAGGUGUUCCACACCAGGUUAGAUGGGGCCCUGGGCAGCCUGGUCUAGUGCUAGAUCUGGAGGUUGGUGGCCCUGCCUGUGGCAGGGGGUUGGAGCUUGAUGAUCCUUGGGUCCCUUCCAACCCAAGCCAUUCUGUGAUUCUAAAUGAUGUAUGCAUUUGUGUUUUCAACAGUUAGCUUUGGAAUGGAAAGCCUAGCAGCUAUUAACAACUUCAUUUUGAGACCAGUGUUUGUUUUUGAAUCAGACACUUGGAUCGGUUUGUCUCAAGCUUUCUAAAUACCCAUUGCAUAAAGCUGGGGCCCUGCCCUUAGGAGAGCUGCAGCUCAGAUUUGCCUUGUGCUCAGAAAUGUGUGGGUGCUGGUUUGUUGGCGAGUUCAGCGCAAAGCCUGGGAAGUGCAUGUGGGUUCACAGAAACCCUACUAAAAAUAACAGUACUUGGGUUAAACCUCUUUAUUUGUGUGGGCUUGUGACCCUGAUUACAAUAAAUGUACACUAGCUUUCUGGUGUUACCACCAUCCAUGAAUACUAAUAGUGGGGAAAAAAUACUUAAUUUGAUGUCGCAUUGGCCACGGAUGCUUUUGACAAAUUAGAGGAUGAAAAAUGAAAAUCAGUGACAACUAUUCCUCUGUAGUACUGAGGGGCUGGUACAGCUGAGCCUGUAUGACAUCAGUGACAACAUGUAAUGCAGCAGUUAAGCACGGCUAGGAAAAACACUUUUCACCACUGCUUUCUGUUCAGCGAAUGUUAUCAUUUCGUCAGUAAGGCUUAGAGAGACCUUGUGUCUUCUGCAGCCACUUUUAUUCUACAGGCUGUUCACACAGCUUUAAAAAUAAAAAGGGGGAAACAAAGUGAAGUGAGCCUAGGGAAUUCUCUGAACUAAACAGCUAAAUGCAUUGGAGCAGCCAAUAAGACAACUGGAGGUAUUCAGGAGCGUGCAUCCUUUUGGUCACUGAGAUUGGUUAGGAAAGAUGAACCUAAAUUAUUCUGAUGGCAAGUUUGCACUUCAUAAAAAAAGAGAUAGAGAUGCCCUACCUGAUCUUACGGAAAGUUUGUCCUAAUCACAGGUAAGAUCAGUGUGACCUGAGCAGAAGAGAAGGAUUAAGGAGGAUUUUUGGUAGUCUUCUGUCUGACAUUUAGUCUCCAGCUGUCACCAACCUACCCUCAGGAUAAGGUGCUGUAUGAAUAAACAAGAGGCACUAGAAGUGCUUUGGAAGCUGUAUAUAAGAUGAGCACGUUGUGCAUGUAGGAACUUUGUUUUUUUCCCUAAGCAAGCAGGCAGAUUCAGAGAUUUCAGAAGCAGACAGAACUCUGAUCUCAGCACAGACACAGUAAAAUGUAUUCUGGAAGCUGGAUUAAAGCUUGUUUUGGAAAGAUUCAUGAAGCAAAGGCACAGGAUCCCGGUGUCUGUGGGUAGGAAACUUCAAGGCUAAAUGUGUCUGACACUUGCUUUCCAGCAUGCAAUCUCUCCAUGUUUUUCUUGGCAGGACUGAAAGGUGCUUGCAGGCCUGUGAGCAGCUCAUCUUUCUUCGUACCCAGACAGGUGGAGCUGCUCAUCCUGCUGAGGUUCCAUAAAGCUGUACUAUGAAUGGUGAUUCUGGCGUGGCGGUGGUGACCUCGCCACCUCCAACAACAGCCCCUCAUAAAGAGAGGUAUUUUGAUCGAGUUGAUGAGAAUAAUCCAGAUUACUUGAGAGAGAGGAAUAUGGCACCUGACCUUCGCCAGGAUUUUAACAUGAUGGAACAGAAGAAGAGAGUCUCCAUGAUUCUUCAAAGCCCAGCUUUUUGUGAAGAAUUGGAGUCUAUGAUCCAGGAACAAUUUAAGAAGGGGAAGAAUCCAACAGGUUUAUUGGCUUUACAGCAGAUUGCAGAUUUUAUGACAACAAAUGUGCCAAAUGUCUACCCAGCAGCACCACAAGGAGGAAUGGCUGCGUUAAACAUGAGCCUUGGCAUGGUGACACCAGUGAAUGAUCUCAGGGGGUCUGAUUCCAUUGCUUAUGAAAAAGGGGAGAAGUUAUUACGAUGUAAAUUGGCGGCUUUCUACAGAUUAGCAGAUCUCUUUGGCUGGUCUCAGCUUAUUUACAAUCAUAUAACAGCCAGAGUAAAUUCUGAGCAGGAACACUUCCUCAUUGUACCUUUUGGACUUCUUUACAGUGAAGUUACUGCCUCCAGUCUGGUUAAAAUCAAUAUUCAGGGAGAUGUAGUUGACCGUGGGAGCACUAACCUGGGAGUAAACCAAGCUGGAUUUACUUUGCACUCUGCAAUUUAUGCAGCUCGACCUGAUGUUAAAUGCAUUGUUCAUAUUCAUACUCCAGCAGGAGCAGCGGUUUCUGCAAUGAAGUGUGGCCUGUUGCCGAUUUCCCCUGAAGCCCUUUCUCUAGGGGAAGUAGCUUAUCAUGACUACCAUGGUAUCUUAGUGGAUGAUGAAGAAAAGGUGGUUAUUCAGAAAAACUUGGGACCUAAAAGCAAGGUCCUUAUUCUAAGAAACCACGGCUUAGUAUCAGUUGGAGAGACUGUUGAGGAGGCUUUCUACUAUAUUCAUAACCUAGUGCUUGCCUGUGAGAUUCAAGUACGUACUCUGGCCAGUGCAGGUGGACCAGACAAUUUAGUACUAUUAGAUCCUGGAAAGUACAAAGCCAAGUCUCGUUCCUCUGAGUCUCCAUCAGGUGAUGGUUCUGUAUCCCAUCCAAAAUGGCAGAUUGGCGAACAGGAGUUUGAAGCUCUUAUGCGAAUGCUCGAUAAUCUGGGUUACAGAACUGGCUAUCCAUACCGAUGCCCUGCUCUGAGAGAGAAAUCUAAAAAGUACAGCGAUGUUGAGAUUCCAGCUAGUGUCACAGGUUACUCCUUCACUAGCGAUGGCGAAUCAGGCACUUGCUCCCCCCUCAGACACAGUUUUCAGAAACAGCAGCGAGAGAAGACAAGGUGGCUGAACUCUGGCCGAGGGGAUGAUGCUUCUGAAGAAGGGCAGAAUGGUGGCAGUCCCAAGUCGAAGACUAAGGUGUGGACGAACAUUACACACGAUCACGUGAAACCCUUGCUGCAGUCUCUCUCGUCCGGUGUCUGCGUGCCAAGCUGUAUUACCAACUGCUUGUGGACUAAAGAGGAUGGACAUAGAACUGCCACCUCUGCUGUCCCUAACCUGUUUGUUCCAUUGAACACUAAUCCAAAGGAGGUCCAAGAAAUGAGGAACAAGAUCCGAGAGCAAAAUUUACAAGAUAUUAAAACCGCAGGCCCUCAGUCACAGGUUCUUUCUGGUGUAGUUGUGGACAGGAGUCUUGUACAGGAUGCUCCCCUCUCAGACUGUACGGAAUCUAUUGAAGGGCUCGAUCCCACAGAGCAGGCCUUUAGUCCCGCUAAAUCUCUGUCUGUUAGAAAGGGAGAACUGGUGACUGCUUCAAAGGCAAUAAUCGAGAAGGAGUAUCAGCCCAAAGUGAUAGUGAGCACAACAGGACCAAAUCCCUUCAACAAACUCACUGAUCGAGAGCUGGAGGAAUAUCGCAAAGAAGUAGAAAGGAAGCAGAAGGGGUCAGAAGACAAUGUAGGAACCACUGGAGACUCUUUAUGUUCAGUUACGCAAGUAUUGGACUGUCCGGGGACUGGGAUCACACAUGUCAACCAAGAAGAGCCAGAUGGGCGGAAUUCCUCCCUUAAGGAAUUUCAUAUGGCAGUGAUCAAAGCAUUAAGGUCCAAUCCUGACCUUUUGGCUCAGGCCUCAGAGCCUUCAGAAGACGGCAGACAACAGAAAGAGAGAAGUCCCCCUGAGCACACCUCAGCGUGCACUCCCCCGAGCACGCCCAUGAAAGCAGAGGAAGAGACACAGCAGGACCAGACCUACAGAGAUGACAGUGAUGCUGCAACUUUGAAGCAAACCCUCCCAGAUCUCACCCCUGAUGAGCCUUCAGAAGCACUCAGCUUCCCUCCCUUAGGAAAGGAGGAAGGGAGAUGCGAUGAAGAUGUGUCCAAAAGCCAAACGGAAUCACCUGCGGCAGCAGAUAAGGAACCCCAGCCUCAGCCUGCUGAAGAGGCAGCGACUCCAACAGCUGAGGAGGGGACGGCAGCUGAUGCAGGUAGUGAUGAAUCUCCAGGAAAGUCCCCAUCAAAAAAGAAAAAGAAGUUUCGCACUCCUUCCUUCCUGAAGAAGAGCAAAAAGAAGAGUGACUCCUAAAGGCCAAACACUGCAGAAACACUGUCAUAUUUUAAAAUUCAUUAACCACUAGAAUGUACCAGAUUGUACUGAGUGUUUUGUCUUACUAUGUACAUGAAUGCAACAAGUAAUCCAACCAGCCCCUCAAGUUAUGGCUUGAUCGUUUAAGGUUAUAACCAGAAAUUAACAUCCAAAAAGGUGCUAAUCCUGUGUUUUCAGCAGCUACCACCGAUCUGAUCCCUAAUUUCUAAGCAAAUAUAAAUGACUUCCACGUAGAGGCAUUGAAUCACUAUUUAUACCUUAAAGCCUACACCGCUUUACGGAAGAAUAAAACCAAGCUUUUGCCAUUAAGAGUGCAACACAAAUUGCUUACCAUGAGCAGCAUUCUGUUUCAAAAUUCUGCUCCAAGUCAUAAGUAAAUUUCUUCUACAAUGGUGACUUUUAGCGAGGAUGCUUUUGCAGUGGUGUUUUCAGGGGGAUGUGCUCUUGAACUGACAUGUAAGCUUUGCAAUCUUGUGGUUACAGAUCGGGUUGUAGUAAAGCUUUGUGACUCUCCGUUCCUUCCUCACUUUUUCCCCACUUCUGACUACAGUAACAAAAUGGAACUGUUUUCCACUUAGAUCUGGCGCUUGAAACCAUCCUUGUGUAGGACUGAAGUAACUGCGGCAUGGUUUGCUGGCGCUGUGUGUUGAUGGAGCCCUCUUUCCAGGGAAUGCAGCUUGAGGGAAAUCAGUCCUCGGCUCCCUUAGAAUCUGUCAGAUGGUGAUUUGGCUGUUGGGUGAAGUUAAAAGGUCAGUCCAUGGUGAUGUGAAGCCCAGGCGGCUGUAUUUUAGGCCUUAGCACAGGUUUGUUCCACCUGUUCAGAAAUACCUUGGGUGCACGUGCAGACCCGCUGCACAGAAACCCCAUCUGCAGCAUUUUGCUCUUAGUUCUUCCCGUGAUAAAAAUGUAAAUGUGUUACACUGAGCAUUGAACCUUGUUUUGAUAUUCUUUUCACUUACAGAAAAACCUCACAACUGGUAUUUCUUUAUUUCGUUGUUCUUGUUGCCAGCAGUAAAGUAUAGGAAUUCCAGCUAACCUUCUUAAGGAUGUAUUUUCACAGACGUUUGCUAUAAAUGUUUGUUUAAUAUGUAGCAUGGUCGAGAGACUCACUUUCACUACUGAAUUAACUCUUCUCCAGUUAUUGCCAUGCUUCUGUCUAUCACUAAUUGUGUAAGUAGUCUCAAGAUGAGGUAGGUGAGGCUUGCAGGACCCCCCUGGGCGCGGUGUCGUUGCCCCAGCGCCAGGCAGGGAAGGUCGGUCGUCGCCUCCCAGUGGUAGCAUUUCUGGCUUUACGAGCAGAAAUGUUGAAAAUUCCUGCAUGGGAUUGGGCAGCGCUUUGGCUCGCAGUACGUGCAACAAACAGAACGUGGGUGGUACUUUUAGGACAAUAUCAAACGCUGCAAUUGGUACAAUAGCAGAGAACUUAAUGCCUUACAAUUCAGGUAGUAGAAAGCAUCAAAGAAGAGAUGGGUUCAGCAGCUGGGGGUUAGAAAGGCCUACAUUAGGCCUGGGGCGUUGGUACCUUGGGUUGGUUUCACACAGUGAAGGGAAAACGGCAGAAAUGGCAAUCAGAGCUGUAAGGCUUCAGAUGAGCGAAGAGCUUUCCAAGUAGUAUUGAAUGCUGUGAGGAAUGGAACUUUGCCUGUUUGGGAUGGGUAGAGGUACGGUGGGAAUAGAAGCAGCGGAAACUCACUGUGCGAGAGAGACCCCUAAACAGCAAUGUUUAGUCAGGGCUGCAUGGCACUAAUGGCUUUCAGCUUGUACUUUAACCUUGUAUGUCCUCUGUACACUAGGAAGCAUACAAUACUUAUUUUGCUAAAUUGUGUUUUAUUGCAGGGUCGUAAUUAAAUUACUAAUUGCUCUAUGUUUCAGUUCAUUAAUGGAGUCCCUCCAUUUAUCUUCGACCACAUAUGCAAUGACUUUUAAUUUCAAAUUUUGUAGUUUGUUCUUUUAAUUCUUUGUAUUACAAAUGAAAUGUAGUCAUGUAUGGUAUGGUUACACACUCUGGGGCAAAUUAAAGUCCUGUAUUUUU